Drosophila kikkawai is the source of this 1436-nucleotide messenger RNA. Lineage: Eukaryota; Metazoa; Arthropoda; Insecta; Diptera; Drosophilidae. The record is from RefSeq and is a predicted model, not a curated record.
UGCUGCUUGACUCUGGUCACACUGCCAGAACAGGGGCACUCUACUCAUCAGCUGCAUCUUUCGGCAACAUUCGAAUUAUAAACAAUUUUCGUGGAAACAAGAACUUUACCUUGAGUUUGGCUAUUUGACACUCCAGUUAUGGGCAUUCCCAAGAACGAAUGGCUCUACUGGUGCCGGCUGUGCGCCCGCGACGAUGGCCGCAUUAAGGUGCGGGACCAGGACAUGGUUUCCAUUAUAAGCAAGUGUUUUGAUGUGGAGAUGACCUUUGAGGAGCCAGAACUGGGCAGUAUGCUGUGCGAGGAGUGCUUCUCGGUUAUUAAACAGCUUGUCACCUUUUCGGACAGCGUCAACAAGGUACAGGCCAUCUUUGAGCUGCUGCGCCACUCGGAGCCAGAUGAUAAUGUGGAUGUCGAAGCUCUGCGCCAAGAAUACGGGCUAUCGUCUACAUCCAGCAAACCCGAUCGGGAUCAGGAAUACCAAGAUGACUUCAGCUCGGAUGACGACGAGCGGAUAUCCCCGGACAUAAAGAUUGAGCUCAGCUGGACCGAACCAGAAGCGGAAGAAGAACAGUAUGAUGAUAUGGAUGAGAAGGUCGUGCAUUCGCCUCAACCUGUAAAACGGAAACGUGGCCGGCCAAAGGGUGUUGGAAACCCACGCCGAAAGGUGGCCAAGAGGAAAGAUACAGCGACCUUGGAACAAUCUGAUUUGGAAGCCACAGCAAUGCCAUCUUCACCAACAGGCGGCCCCUAUAUUAGCAACAGAUAUGCCUGCGAGCAGUGCAACGAAUCCUUCAUUUCCAACGUGGCCCUGCGAACGCACAAGCACGAGAUGCACGGCGCUCCCAAGCGAUUCGUUUGCGACUGCUGUGGCAAAGGACUGAAGACCUCCACCUUGCUGGCGGAACACAAGCUGGUGCACACGGAUGCCAAGCCCUGCAAAUGUACGGUAUGCGAUGCUGCAUUCAAGAACAAGGCCAGACUUCGGGUGCACCUUGAGACGCAUGGAGAGCCCAGAUUUAAAUGCAAAAUUUGCGGUAAGAUGCUGCAGACCCGUGCCAUUCUCAACAAACACAAGUACGUGCAUAUGGAUGAGCGAAGGUUCACGUGCGAAAUUUGCGGUUCGGGCUGCAAGAAUUCCACAGCCCUGAAGCUACAUCUGCUCAGCCACACGGGUCUACGGCCGUAUGUCUGCAAAUACUGCGGCAAGGGAUUCACUAACAACCUCAACUGUCGCUCACAUAAGUUGAAAAAGCAUCCAGACGAGGCGUAUAUGGAGGAUGAAAGCGAAUCAUCGCGCGUACCUGUGCCUACGCUGGAGGAACUGCGGGCCAUAACUCGUGAAAUGGCAAAAUCCAGCAAAGAGGAAGGUUAGUAGGCUCCAUGUACCCUAAUUCUAAACUUUUAUUUUAUAUUUCUGAAAGGUCUAUAAUUUCUACA